AUGGUAUCUCAGAUAGUUGCUUGGCCGCCAGAGGCAAUGGCUGUCAUAGAUGAUUUGUCCAGAAAGUGUCUCUUCCAAAGGAAAUUGAUAAUUCAGAUUUCUGACAAGCACGCUGCGGAAAGGGAGCUUUUCGUGGAGAAGUUUAGGCAGUACAGGGAGCAGGUUGAAGAGUACAUCAAAAAGUUGCAGACUUCUUACGCUGAAACUCUUAUCGAUUUGAUUUCAAAUAGAGAAAACAUUUUAUCGCAGCUGCAAUGUGAUGACGAGACCGAUCCACAACGGAAUCAAACAUCAGAACAGCAGCCAUCUCUCCUUCUAGAGGAUGAUCAUCAGGCAGCAAACUCGAGCUCCUACAGGCAACUAUUAGCUAAGUUGCGUGCUGAGCUAGACCCAAGUGUUUCCAAGGAUGUGGAUCUCUCCUCAUCCGUAGAUGUUGUUGGCUCGUUGGCUUUACAGCAGCACUUGGACACACCACUCUCCAAGCUCCAAGAACAGUUUGUGACAUCGCUUCUACAGCAUGAUUUUAAUGAUCAGGUUCGGUGCAUUGCUGAAGAAUACCGCCUGUUGCUACGUGAGUCUACGGAAAAGUACACAGAGGCAAAGCUCUCUUUAGAACAAGUCCAACUUGCGUUAAGAGCAAAGGAAUCCGAAAACACUGUUCUCCGCGCUAAGCUAAAAAAGUACAUUAUGAUGGACGGAGGUCUAAGGAAGAUUGGCAACGAGGUGGUCAAUUUCAACUCCAUCGUCUCAAACGCCCUUUCCGGCGCUCCAAUACGAACCUCAAUUAGCACAGAAAAGAAGAACUCCUCCAAGUCGCGCAUUACAAGAAGAUCAGUUUCCUUAGCUGCUAUGGGGCGGUCUGCAACGGUGGGCUCCCUGCGGUUUUCUGACCCUGAUAUCAUUCUCUCUCAUGCCACGAUGAUAGCAGAAAAGUGCGAUAAUGGACUAGAUGGAAGGACACUAGAUGAGCCUAUGGGUCCUAAGCCCGAGUACCACUUUCGAAAGACGCGACACAGGAAGCUUAUAGAGCACCCGGAUAGUCAGGAAUUCCGAGGAACACCUAUUGCUCCAACUAAUAGUAUAGUAAUCAAUGUGCCAUGUUCUUCGGCCACCCAAUUAGAUAUGACAGCAGAACUCCGGAGAAGCGUAGAGCACAAUGCCCCUUGUAGCCUCUCUGCUACCGAUUAUUCACAGGCAAAUGCAAAUACGACAGUAGUUAGAUGUACGCUAUCCGAUGCUCACUCGGGAAUCAUGCUUGAAGACCUUCAAUCACUCACCGACGCAGAGAGAGAUACAGCUUCUCUCAGAUUAGCAACAGUUGCGGUGGGUGAUGAGAUUCCCUACCAGAGUAUCUCAAUCACUACAACCCAUGAUUUUGAGAUUCGUGGGGAGCAAGUUGUACUGACACAAUAUAAUGAUCCUCUUUUAACUUGUCCUAACCCAGAUCUCAAGUCGUCUAUGGACAGCCUUUCCAGCUUGUCCACGUGUCCCGAAAAUAGUCAGUCAAUCUUCCAGUCUAUCGGAGACACCCUUAAGUCUCUCUUAGUUAGGGCAGACUCCACAUCCAAGACACCCAAAUCUUAUCCAGUCCGCUCUACCAUAGAUUCCUGCGAGACUGCCAAAGAAACUGACGACAAGCUCACUGACUUCUGUACCGCACAAAUCUCGUUAGCGGACGCAAAGGCUCAACGACUACGCAUGUAUCAUCUGAUGCGAUCUGCUGUCAAUAAACAGACCUCUGCCGAUGAGGAUGUUCUCUCUCAAUCGGCAGUAAAGCUACUCAAAGACUUUUCUGCACCACCUAACUUUUCUGUGGAGAUACCUAAACCAUGCGCAUCCAAUACCAAUAACUUGCAAACAGGCCUUUUAUUGCAGGUAGAUAAGUGCGCACUAAAGGUAGAAAAUGAAGCUGGGGAAAUAGAAACGCAGGUGUUCUACGACAAAAAGAUUCAUACAUCAGUGCUACCAUUUUUGAUGUCAACCAAUAUUACGCACCGGCAAUUGAUCGAAAGACUUAGUCUUCUCGAAAAACGACGCAAAGAGCAUGAUAGCGAGCUUGUUAAUUCACAUGCCCUUAUGAGCGCCGCAAUAGCAGAGCGCAGAGAGGCCGUUUUGGGAAAAGAACGCCUUGAACGCCAGAUGCUUGCAGUCAUCAAGGAACGUGACGUUCUCAUGCAGAGCUAUGAAAACCGAUUGAACAGCCUGCAAUUCAACCUUAAGGACUCUACUGAGCGUGCUACCGUACUCCACCGGGAAUGCGCCGAACUAGGUGCCAAUCUCCAAGCAGAAAAGGAACGAUAUUUUCUUCUAGAGGAGAAGUACGAUAGGCUGGCCACCACAGUGCGAGAAGAUGUCUUAAGCGAAAUGAAGCAAAUCGAGAACGCAACCAUUGGUCGCUUACAAGCAGAUAUUGUGUUCUAUAAAGACAAUCUUCAAUUGUCGGAAGCACGAAUCAUUGAGUUAGCAAGGAUAAACACUCGCCUGGAGCAGACAAAUAGUGAGCUCAAGGUGGAUGUACUUAAGCAGACCUUGCACAAGGACCAGCUGAAGCAAAGGCUGCGUGACGAGCUGAUUAUUGAAUAUGGUAGGCGCAUACACACUCUCGAGGAACAAAUUGAGCAAGAUGAGAAAAGAUACAACGAAAAACUGAAGGAGGUCGGAGAACUUACAGAUGCCAUUUACAGAUUGAGGGCUGACCUGGACUUCCUAACUGAAGAGAACGCACACAUGCAUGUCAGUAUGCAUUCUCUUAGCACAGAAAUGGCUGACAUGGUUCAAAAGCAUCAUACAAGUGAGUCUGAUAGAAGGGCUCUUUAUGUAAAAUAUUCUAAUCUGCAGCAAGAGGCCACUGCCCUAAGAACAGAGAGAGAUGCAUUAGCAACAGAGCUCACAACAGUAACAACCACGCGCGAGGAACAGACAGCCGCGCUUCAACAGAUAAUAGAUGCAUAUCGAGUUAAGUAUCUUUUGGCCUUAAAGCGCACGACUUCUUCUGGUAAAGACGCAGAUUCGUUGUGUCUUAUGGUAGAAAAGGUGCACAACCACGCUAAUUCCGUGUUAUUAGAAAAUGCUAAGGAGCUGGAAGAACUCAAUGACUAUUCUUCUAGGCUCAAAGAGCUUCAGAAUGAUACUAGGCAACAGAGUAGGUGCUCUUAUGAUAGCUUCUCAUUUUCUCGCGACAAUAGAUCUGCCUCAGGCCUGUUUUGCAACAAGCAUGUCACAAUUAAUCUGGACCAACUGACGGAAAUAAAGGAAACACCUCUUUCUAGAAAGGUGUUCAAAAGCGAAAAUUUAAAUGGAAGCGAUGUGGAGGAUGUAUUUCAAUCUCCAGAUGGGAGUACAAUAUCUGAUGUGUCUACCUUAUGUGACAAGGACCUUUCCAUUGGUACUAGUAAGCAAGAUGUUAGCGCACACCAAGCACUCCUUCAACACAGGCGCAGAAAAAGCGUGACUGUCAACAGCGGCAUUGUAGUCACCAACCAAACUAUCGGCUUAACGUACUCUGGUCUUAAGGUUGAGUCUGCCGUAGGCGUGUCCGGUGUUGCAGCACUAGGAGUUGCAGUACAAACAGAGGCACAGAGCCUUCUAGUCACUCGAGGCGUUAAUUGUCGUGUUGAAAAUUCUAUGGAAACAAUAGGAAUUCAAGUUGCAUUGCCCUUAGUUUCCGUGUUAAGUGACUCUGACCUUCUGGCGGAAGCGUAUGAUCAAGUCGAGAGGCUACGCAUGGAGAAGCGGGUGGAGGCAGAUUCUCACGGUGCAGUCAUGAAGACUGCGCGUGACCGAAUGCAGUCUUUAGAAACAGAGCUACUCUCUCAGGUUCAUACUAAGGAGACCCUUGCAGCUACAGUAGCAGAUUUAAAGCAGCAGCUUGACACACUGAACAGAGAAUAUUCUAGCUACCGGCAGCAACACGAAUCAGCUUCGAUGUUUGCCUUGCAAACAUCUCCUUCUGGUGCUGCACAGACAGUAUCCAUAGCGAUGAUUGAGAAACUCUCACACGACAUCAUUGACGCCAUUGCCAAUCAAGAGCAAGAAUUACUGCGUAAGAUCUCUCUGCUUAGUAAUCAUCUUUCUUCACUCCUGGAUUCCAGAAUAGCUAAUAUUACAAUAUCGGCAGGUGUCCUCAAUUCACCUCAACUCCAAGGUGCAAUGCUAGAUAGUCCCAGGACAUCUACUUUAGCAGAACCUCUAUCGAAUAAAGCCACUGAAACUAGCAUAUUCAUCGUAGCUGCACGUGUAUCUUGUGGAACCCAGACUACGCUAUAUUCCAAUGUGGUGUCAGACAACUCUAACUGCAAGAAGAUAGAAGAGUGUGGCUUGACUCGAUUAGCUCCUCCCAGUACAGCAGACCCUCAAAUUGAUGUGCAUGCGUCUCAGCUAGAUAUAAAUUACGAGCUAUUCGACUCAGCUACAGAUUUACCUGCUUCAGAAGGUUCAGGGAAUGGUUGCAAUAUCUUGCUGUCCUUCGAUGCAGAUCAGCGAGCGCCUAUUCCAAAUCAUGAAUGUCCUCUAAAGGGAAUGGACCCCCCUGCAAAUACCCUUCUCUCGACAAUCACAGAUACAAAUGAGGAUGAUUCUGCCGCAUUUGUUAAGCCUCGCAUCCACGAGCAAGACCUAUCUGCAAAAUCUCCAGGUGCUCCUGCAGCAGUCACAUUCGUGCAUCGAGCUGGCGAACUUUCGCAUCUAAUGACAAACUGGGCAAAUGAAGAACAGGAUACUCUAAGAGAUCAAGAGCAUGAUACAAUCUCCACUACUUCUAGGUGUACACUACCAUCUCAGUCCUUCUUUGAUGGUUCAGUUAGACAAUAUGAAGCCGAUUCUAAUUACCCUACAAGCAACGAUCCACCCUGUUUGCUGGGCAGUGUCCUGCACACAUCUGUUCCGCAAGAUAACCAUUCGCUGUACUCCUCGCAAUCAAGUAGCUCCUCUGUAAUGCAGUUUUCUUUCAAGACAGAAGAGCUCCUAGUGGCAACAACUAACUUAGAUGAAGAUCCGGUCGAGGCAAGACAACAUUCUAUUGAAGAGUACUAUUACGCCAACGAGUCAAGGUUCAAUCAUGCGCUAGUGAAGAUCAAUGCUACCAACCACGCUCACACUGACCUUGCUACGUCUAAUACGCGCUGCAAAGCGGUGGUAACGAUUGAUAUAGAACUUAACAUGUUACGAUUAGCGUGUAGCGGAGACCUAAUUUUGCCUGAGUCACAUGACGACUUCUGUAUUGAAAAUGAUGAGCUUUCACCGAUAGCUCUUUUAGAAUCUCUCGGCAUCUUUGAACAAGAGAACAUUUGCAAAUAUUGCGGAGCGUAUAAGGACCUGGAUCGAUAUUCUUCCAUGAACAUAGAAAGAUAUGCGGUUGCUAUGCAACAAGCUCAUGAACGCAAAGAGACUGAAGUGCUAUCUCUGCCUGAAAAACCCAACUACGUCGAUGCCUUAGAGGAGUUGGAGACUUUCAGCAACGAGCAGAAGAUUGGAAUGAAACUUCAGCCGAUUUCGGCACCACAAAAUCCUAUUCUUCUCGAUAAGUAUGCACACUAUCCCCUGAUGACCUCGUCGCUGCUUCUCAAGCGUCAUCUAUGCAAUGAAAAAGGAGGCGUUCCCGGCAAGCGCCUAUGUAUUGGCUGCCCUAUCAUUACCACUAACAAGGUUGAGUACAUUGACUCUUUAAACGCAUAUGCAUUCGCCCAUGACUAUGAGCGGGAACGUGAUAAGUUAACUCUUGAAGAUUGGUAUUGCUCAUCAAUUCGCCGAGAGCAGUUACAUCAAGAGAUUUUGUCCAAGUAUGAUAACCUUCCCAUUCCUAGGCGCGAUUCUGCCGCUGGGCUGAUGCCAAGCAAAGGUCUUGCUUACGCUGACAUACCAUAUUCUGCCAGCAAACUUCAAGUAGCCACGAUCAUCGAGGUCCUCCACCAACGCCUAGACGAGUUACAGCGGCUAAAUGGAAUCCUCUUGUUUGAUAAUAAAGCAUUGCAGGUCAAGCUUUGCGAGGACGAGAAGAUGCUUUCAAUCAUUUUUGGCCGUAGCUAUAACGGAACAAUUACUUCUGCCGAUAUAUUGCUUGGUCGUCCAGCAGAUACUACCGGAUACACAAGGGAAGAUUUCGAGCGAUAUCGCCUUGUCCUGAGAGAGACGCUGCACCGUCAGGCUCGCCCAAAGACGGCAGGAACUAUCUCAGAGAUUAAGAAAUCGAUAAAGAGGCCUAUUAGUGCAUAUCCCUCAGGCUCAUCUUCAGUGUUGCAGAAAGAACUCAGUACCCAUUAUGGGCUGUCCGUCACCGAUAGCGCUGUGCACACAGUCAGGGACCUUGUGGAAAUGAGACGGCCUACCUCACUGAGCUCUCCAGUCCGAGAUGCUAUGAGUUUUUCCCAUCGAAUCGCGCCCAUUUCACACCACCCCGCUCAUCAGCGUUCUUUUGCGAUUCUUCGAAGACCCUGUGACACACCUAUCGAUAAGGACACUCCAUCCACCCAUGUCUCCAAGACUUCAAAGUUAACAAUUGUAAGUACUUUGCCGACAAUCUCGAGAGAAGCAGUAGCAUUAGAUCCUCCACCAAUUUAUGAGGAUGGUCUAAUAUCAAGGGUAUCGCAUGCUUUUACUAGACGUCCCUCACCGUCUAGAGGUUGUUCUACCUCCAUACAGAAUAUCCCACCUAUAAAGCCACCUUCUAACCAUCAGACUCCAAGGCGAAGCAGAUCGAAACCAGUCGCCUCUCUGUCCAUAUACUAUCGUGAUCUUUCUCCCUCCACUAGCGGUCCCGUUGACAAGCAAUAUAGAUCCUAUGUCUCUCCUGUAGAUUAG
Messenger RNA from Giardia duodenalis, 6795 nucleotides. RefSeq names its product putative Spindle pole protein. The record is from RefSeq and is a predicted model, not a curated record. Bases 1 to 6795 code for a protein of 2264 amino acids. The transcript has a single exon. NCBI's taxonomy places the organism in Eukaryota, Fornicata, Diplomonadida, Hexamitidae.